AUGAACGGCGUGUACAGACACCAGGAUUGCGUGAAGAGGAGAUGGGGGGGUGAAGAGGGAGAAGAGAGAAGAGAGACGUUGCCGCAGCCGGCGGCGCCCCCCUCCGGCGGGCUGCUAGGGUUUUCUCGGUUGGACGAUGCGGCGGCCUCCUCCGCCGCGGCUGUCGUCCCGCCGGUGACUGUGGUGUUCGAGGGUAGCGCCAUCUGCCACCGCAUCCACCUCCACAGCCUCCCCAACUACGAGAGCCUCGCGCUGGCUCUCCGCCGCCUGUUCGUCGACAGCUCCGGCGACGACGUGCCCACCCCGGUGGCCCUCACCAAUGCCGUCCCCGGCCACAUCGUCGCCUACGAGGACCUCGAAGACGACCUCCUCCUCGCCGGUGACCUCAACUGGAAGUAAGUUCCUCUCUCUCUCCCUCUGUCUCUCUCUCUCUCUCUCCCCCCAUCUGUAUCUCUUGCUCAGGGCUUGGUCUUUUCUCCGGCGAAGGGAUUUCGUGCGCGUGGCGAAGAGGAUCCGGAUCCUGCCGGCGAAGGCCAGCCGCCGGAAGCUCUGCGGCACCUGGGGGGUCGUCUGA
Spirodela intermedia is the source of this 574-nucleotide messenger RNA. The record is from the annotation of a GenBank genome assembly. Lineage: Eukaryota; Viridiplantae; Streptophyta; Magnoliopsida; Alismatales; Araceae.